AUGUUAAUUAAUAGUAAAUCUAAUAUGACUGAUGAUAGUAAUCCAACAUCUUCAGAUACAUCGGCUAAUGAAACUAUGAUGGUUACUGAAUCUGUUACAUUUGUCAGUACUGAAACAUAUACAAUAACUCCUUUGAUGGCUUGUAAGCUUAAUGUAUCGAAUGGUUUUACUGUUAAAGUUCGAACUUCAUCUAUGUUUACAGCUCUUAUUAUUUAUAAUUGUUCAUCGAUAAAUUCAUCUGAAUUAUUUGUAUUUGUCAAUGGAUUAGAUGCAAAUAAUUGUAUUGUUACUGAAGAUAUUUCAGAUAAUAUGAAUUAUACUACUGUUAAUGUUACUUGUGAUAAUAUUAUGAAUAAUGCUGGUCGAGAUUGGACAUUUAAUAUGGGUCAAAAAUUCUCUGAUAGUCAAACUAUUUUCAAUGAAAUAUUUAUCGUCACAUUAGUACCUUUAUCUCUUAAUGGAUCUACAAGUAUUGAUGUAACAAUUAGUGAAGAUUUAACAUCAGCAUUAAUCUUUAUACCGAAUUGCACAGAUAUAUGUGAUGUAGCGUAUCUUAUGGUUCAUUGUAAUGAUUCUGAUCUAUCAAAUCAAACUCUUUUAAAUAGUUGCACACAUACAUGUUCUAAUAUUCAACCGGGUUCAAUUUAUAAUUUCUCAUUAGUUCGAUUACCUAUUCGUAUAGUAGAUAAAAUAGAAGAUGAACAUGACAAUGAAUUUCAAGAAGAAAUUCUUUAUAGAGAAUAUCAAACAAAUCUUGAUAAAGUAUCAAAUUUCAAGUUUGAAAAUGAUUACCACGAUAACAAAACAGCAUGGAUUUAUUUUAACCGUCCUCGUGGAAAUUUCCAUAAAAUCUAUUUAAAUUGUUCUAUACAAGAUCAACGUUGUUCAAAUGAUAGAAUUAUAUUAACGAAUGAAACUGACAAUUGUUCAAAUUGUAAUUUUAUUACGAUUUCUCCUAUAACAAGAGGAGUUUCAUACCAAUGUCAUGCAAUAACUAUCAAAGAAAAUUUCCUAAAUGUAAUAUCUGAUAAAUUCAAUUUCGUUACUGAUCUUGAACCAGUAAUUAAUGAAGAUGAUAAAGAAAUAUGGGUCUACAAUACAACUAGAUUCAGUUAUAAUUUAACUACCAAAAGUGAUUUUGAUCAUCUUGAAUCAAUUUGUAUUCCUGCAAAUAAUCAAUAUCCAUGUGAAACAUUAACAGAAAAACAUGAUAAAUGUGUAACAAUACUUGAAAAUGACGGUGUUUAUGGAUGUGAUUAUCAUUGUUCGUUUAUUACUAAAAAAUUGAACUAUACUAAUAAUUAUUCGAAAAACUAUACAGUAGUUAUUUUUCCUCCAAUGCCAAUUUUAAGUCAAGAUGAAAUAACAUCUCGAUCGAUAACAAUUAAAUGGAAAAUAAGUCAACCAACACAUUUUGAAUCUUUUGAAGUAAUUCGAAAUCUAACUGAUAGUGUUUUCCCAAAUAAAACAACAUUUUCAUAUACAUGGAAAGAACUUUUACCUAAUCGAGGAUAUAAAUUUCGUGUACUAAUUUAUUCACCUCGUAUAACACGUUCAGAAGCCUUAUUUGUAAAUACAUCCGAGGAAGCACCCGGAAUACCAAAUAGCACUGACAUAUUAAAUAAAAUCAUUCUACUCAAUGAUCAUUCACAAUCACAAAGUGAACAAUAUGUCAUUGAAAUAGAUCCAUCAUUAUUUUCAAAUGAAUAUGGAAUCAUAAAGCGUUAUUUGAUUUAUGUACGUCAAAAUCUAAAUAAGAAUACAUCGAUGCCAAGUUUAAUUGGAUCAUAUUAUGCUGCUUUAAACAAUAAUUCAAUUGAUUAUUUGGCUCUUAAUAUUCCAAUAUCACCUUCAGAUAAUUCUUUUCUAAAAAGUGAUGGUAAACUUCGUUUAAUACUUGGUAAUGACACAUGUCAAAAUAAUUCUAAUGCAAAUAUUCCUUGUAAUGAAAAAUUAAAAGCAGAUACUAAUUACAAAAUUAUUCUCAGUGCUUGUACAGCAGCAGCUGGUUGUACAUCUGUACUUUCAAAUUCAUUUCGUACGAAGAUCCAAAAUCAAUUACCAGAAUCAUCAAAAUCAAUCGUAUGGUUUAUUGUAAUUCCUAUUUUGGUUGUAUUGAUUAUUGCAGUUUUAAUUACAUUGAGUCGAAAACAUAUUAAAAAUUGGUGUACUGACGAAGAUAAUAUAGAUGAAAAUGGGAAAUCAAUUCAAUUACGUUCUCUCUUUAGACCGAUUAGACCAAAACCACUUGUUGAAUAUUUAAACAUAGAUCGACAAGAUGAAAACAAAAUAUAUGAUGAAUUUAAAGAAUUAGAAAAAAUUUCCCCUCACUCUCAUCAAUCAGAUAGUGAUCCUAAUUUUGCUGCUUAUGAUCGUUACAGAAAUAUUCCAGCUCGUGGAUCAUGGGAACAAACAGCAGUUUAUUUAACAGGUGAACAUCGUCUUCAUGAUUAUAUUAAUGCAAAUGAAAUCACAAGUUUUGAUAGAAAAAGAAAAUAUAUUGCAUGUCAAGGUCCAUUACAAGAGACAUGUGAAGAUUUUUGGGAAAUGAUUAUUCAAUAUAGAGUACCGAAAAUUGUUAUGUUAACAAGAACGGAAGAACGACAUCAGGCACAACCGUUACCUCUUUAUAUUUAUACAUCUAUCAGAAUAACUUUUGAUGGAGCGCAAAGAACAGCAUCAAUUUUGAUACCUAAUUGUCUUGAUAUAUCUGAUAUAAAAUAUCUUGUUUUUCGUUGUCACGAAUAUGAUCUAUCAAAUAAUACUCUUUCAAAUAAUUGUACUUAUACAUGUUAUAAUCUUGAACCAGGUGCAAUUUAUAAUGCAUCAUUAGUUCGAUUACCUAUUCGAAUAGCCGAUAAGACAGACGAUGAAUAUGAUAAAAUUUUUCAAAUUGAAACUCUCAAUGAAAUUUACAAAACAGAUCUUGAUAAAGUAAAAAAUUUAAUUUUUGUAGAAGAUUCAAUAGAUAAGAAUAAAACAUUUAUCUAUUUUGAUCGUCCAUAUGGAUCUUAUCAUCAAAUUUCUAUUAGUUGCUAUGCAUUAGAUCAAUAUUGUUUAUAUAAUAAUAUAUACUUGAUGAAUACAACUGGAAAUUGUUCUCAUUGUACUUUCAUUUCGAUAUCUCCAAUGUUACGAGGAACUAAAUAUAGUUGUCAAGCAACGACUAUGAAAGAGACUUUUACAGAUAGAAUAUCUGAUGAAUAUAAUUUCAAUAGUAGUCUUAAACCAAUAUUAUAUGAUGGAUUGAAUAACUUCAAUACAACUUAUAUUAGUUUCUAUGUAAUUCCACAAAGUGAUUUUAGUUCUAUUGAGUUAAAAUGUAUCGCUGAUGGCACUCAAACACAUUGGUGUUCAAAUUCAACAGUAGCAACGGCUGUUUGUUCAACAUAUUUGUAUUUCUUUGGGACUCGCGGAUGUAAUUAUAAAUGUUAUUUUGUAACAAAAAAAUAUAAUUAUAUAAAUGUACUUUCAAAUGAAUACCGAUGGACAUUUUUUCCGCCUACACCAAACAUAUUUUCGUAUGACAAAGGAUCACGAUGGAUAUUGAUCAGUUGGACAGUAAAUGAAUUUGCAUAUAUUCAAUCAUUUGAUUUAUUUAUAAAUCAAACUCAAAUUUUAAAUAUUGAUAACUCAACAUUUUCGUAUAAUUGUACUGAUCUAUUACCUAAUAGCAUUUAUGAAUUGUCCAUUCGACUCAAUUCAAAUUAUCAAAUUUUAUCUGAUCUAAUUUUUGUCAAAACACUCCAAGAAGCACCACCAAGACCAACUGAUUAUGAAAUUCAGACGAAAGUUGUUCCACAAGAUAAUGAUGAUGCAUCAACAGCUGAACAAUAUGUAAUUGAGAUUGAUCGAUCAUUAUUUUCUAAUGAUUAUGGUAUUGUUUUGCGUUAUCUAAUCUACAUACGUCAAGAUCAAAGCAAUAUUGAACCUUAUCCAUAUGUUGUUGGCACCUAUGAUGAAGCUUGGCAAAAUCCUUCACUCGAUUACUUAGCUCAAAUUAUUGAUCUCAAUUCAUUAGUAAACAACUUUAGUAGAAUGCAAAGAUAUGAUAAUAAAUUUCGUAUAAUAAUUGGUAAUGAAUCAUACUGUUGGUGGAUUAAUGAUUUUUCGAUUCCAUGCAAUGGUAAACUCAAACCAAAUACAAUUUAUAAAAUAAUUGUUGGCGGUUGUACGAAUGUUAAUUGCACUUAUGUACUUUCAAGAUCAUUUCAAACAAAAAACAAACCUUCGCCAUCAUCGUCAACACCAGCAUCAUGGUUAAUACCAGCAUCAUCGUCAUCGAAAGCAUGGAUUUCUGUAUUUCCUAUUUUGGCUGUUUUGAUUCUUAGUAUUGGUUUAAUCAUAUGGAAACGAGAUGGACUAAGAAGAUGUUGUAUUGGACAACAAAACGAAAUAGAUAAUAUUAAUUUAACCACUGAUGUUUUACAAACCAUCGUAUCAACAUCAUAUGUGUAUAAUUUUCAAAAAAUGAAACCGAAAUCUUUAAUUCAAUAUAUUAAUUUAACAGAUGAAGACAAAAAAGUGAUAAAUGAUGAAUUUCAAGUUGGUUAUCAUUUUUUUUAA
Molecule: messenger RNA, 4566 nt
Organism: Rotaria sp. Silwood2
Lineage: Eukaryota; Metazoa; Rotifera; Eurotatoria; Philodinida; Philodinidae
Source: the annotation of a GenBank genome assembly